AUGUCAUUCAACUUUUCAAACUUUACUAAAGAUAUCAAAUCCUUUGGUGAUCGAAUCAGUACCGAGUUUAACAAGGAGGUGGUACCUUUAGCUCAAAGAACAUCUAGAUUGGUUCAAGAAAGAAUUGGUAAAAUAAACCAAGACGAUAUAUCACAAUUACCAUCGGAAUAUAUUGAAUUGGCCAACAAGUGCAACAACAUUGAACUGUUGUACAAGAAUGUUUUGAAAGUUACUUCCAAUUACGAGAACGAGUCAUAUGAUUAUCCAACAAAUUUACAAGAAUCAUUCACUGAAUUCAGUCACAAUGUCACCACCAGAUUUAGCAACUUGAGCAAAGCAACCACCACAGCAGAAGCACAAGCUGCUUUGAUCAAUGCUGGAAGUAAUGAGUCCAAACCUCCUAAAACAUUGUACCAUGCGUUAAGUAGGGCUACAGAUGCUAGUAUUUUAACCAAAGAGACCGAUUCCAGUUCAGAUGCAAGCGAUCCUUUGAUUAAAGGUUUGGACUUGUAUUCAUCAAACUUGAACAAGAUUGCCAAUGCAAGAUUGGGCCAAGAUCAAUUGAUCAAGCUGAAAUUCAAUAAGCCAUUGACAACAACUUUACGCUCAUUGAUUUCACAAUCUAAUAAAAUUCAAAAGAAAGUUGAAGAGAAGCGAAUUGAUUAUGAUUUGAGUAGAUACAACUUGACUAAUUGUACCAACCCAGCCAAAGAAUCAAAAUUUAGAGUUGAUAUGGAAAAUGCCGAGGACGACUUUGCCAACACCGUUGAGGACGCAAUUAACAUUAUGCAGAAUGUGAUUGAAAAUGCCAAGCCAUUGCAAGAAUUUUUGGAACUAAUCAAGGCCCAAUUAGCUUAUCACAAGUUGGCCAGUGAACUAUUGGGUGGAAUGGUUAGUGAAUACGAGGAGUUGAUUGAUCAACAAGAAAAGUUAAGUGAAGGUGCAAAGAGCAAGAAUGACAGAGAAGGAGGUGAUUUUGAUAUUUAG
Lodderomyces orthopsilosis Co 90-125 is the source of this 987-nucleotide messenger RNA. RefSeq names its product Gvp36p (gene GVP36). Gene Ontology annotation, molecular function: protein binding. NCBI's taxonomy places the organism in Eukaryota, Fungi, Ascomycota, Pichiomycetes, Serinales, Debaryomycetaceae. The record is from RefSeq and is a predicted model, not a curated record. The transcript has a single exon. The coding region runs from base 1 to 987 and encodes 328 amino acids. Gene Ontology annotation, cellular component: cytoplasm.